Molecule: messenger RNA, 498 nt
Organism: Ostertagia ostertagi
Lineage: Eukaryota; Metazoa; Nematoda; Chromadorea; Rhabditida; Trichostrongylidae
Source: the annotation of a GenBank genome assembly
AUGCUCGCACUCCUACUGUUGAUAUCACUUGCGGUAACGAUCCAAGCAGAUGGCUACGGUGCUCCUCCACAAGCCCAAAGAUCAAUUUCUCCAGCUCCAGCUCCCUAUGGUGCACCAUAUUCGUCAAACCAAGUGAUCGCAAUGCCACAACCACAACCGCAACCGCAAGUGCAACAAGUGCCACAAAUGCCACAGGUUGUGCCGCAGUACCAGCACCAGCAGUACCCGCAGUUCUCCCAGCAGCCAGUGCCGAUCGGUAUGCAACAAGUCGGCUUUCCAAUGGGUUACAGUAUGUACUCCAGCGCACCACAGCAGUUGAACCAGAAUCCAUUCCAAAUGUAUGAACGUCAGCUUCCAAACUCACUUUACGUCAACUACCCACACGGAAUGGUAAUUCCAUCCCACCACUCACAAAUGCAACAGCAACAAACGGCGCAAAUGCAACAAACGGCGGUUCCACCUGCGGCGGGUACCGGCUUUGUUGUGUCAUCAGGCUAU